Molecule: messenger RNA, 1322 nt
Organism: Haliaeetus leucocephalus (bald eagle)
Lineage: Eukaryota; Metazoa; Chordata; Aves; Accipitriformes; Accipitridae
Gene: RFC2
Product: replication factor C (activator 1) 2, 40kDa
Exons: 11
Coding region: 47-1120 (357 amino acids)
Biological process (GO): DNA repair; DNA-templated DNA replication
Cellular component (GO): DNA replication factor C complex; nucleus
Molecular function (GO): DNA clamp loader activity; ATP hydrolysis activity; ATP binding
Source: RefSeq, a predicted model, not a curated record
GAGGCGGCGGAGAGACCGGGGCCGGGCCAGGCCAGCCGCCGCCGGGAUGGAAAUGGAGGUGGAGGCCGUGGGGGACGAGAAGGCCGGGCCCGCGGCAGGCGAGAAGCGGGGAUCCGCCGACCCCCCGGGGGCCGCUCCCGCCGGCGGCGGCCAUUACGAGCUGCCCUGGGUGGAAAAAUACAGACCCAUGAAACUAUGUGAAAUAGUUGGAAAUGAAGAUACAGUGAGCAGGUUGGAGGUCUUCGCAAAAGAGGGGAACGUACCAAAUAUUAUAAUUGCUGGUCCCCCAGGAACAGGUAAAACCACCAGUAUCCUCUGCUUGGCGCGUGCUCUGCUUGGUCCUGCAUUAAAGGAUGCUGUUUUGGAGCUGAAUGCCUCAAAUGACAGAGGCAUUGAUGUUGUGAGAAACAAAAUCAAAAUGUUUGCCCAGCAAAAGGUCACACUUCCAAAAGGUCGGCAUAAAAUAAUCAUCCUUGAUGAAGCAGACAGCAUGACAGAUGGAGCACAGCAAGCAUUGAGAAGAACAAUGGAAAUUUAUUCCAAAACAACACGCUUCGCACUUGCGUGCAAUGCCUCUGACAAAAUCAUAGAACCUAUUCAAUCACGAUGUGCAGUGCUGCGUUACACCAAGCUGACAGAUUCACAAAUCCUUGCAAGGCUACUGAAAAUUGUUGAGAAAGAGAAUGUACCAUAUACAGAUGAUGGACUAGAAGCCAUUAUCUUCACAGCCCAAGGAGAUAUGAGACAGGCAUUAAACAACUUACAGUCCACAUAUUCUGGAUUUGGCUUUAUAAACAGUGAAAAUGUCUUUAAGGUAUGUGACGAGCCUCAUCCUCUGCUUGUGAAAGAAAUGAUACAGCACUGCAUAAAUGCAAAUAUUGAUGAAGCAUACAAGAUUCUUGCCCACCUGUGGCGACUUGGAUACUCUCCAGAAGAUGUGAUUGGCAACAUCUUCCGUGUGUGUAAAACCUUUCAAAUGCCAGAAUAUCUGAAACUGGAAUUUAUCAAGGAAAUUGGGUACACUCAUAUGAAGAUAGCAGAAGGUGUGAACUCACUGUUACAAAUGGCUGGACUGCUGGCCAGACUGUGUCAGAAGACCGCCGCCCCGGCAGCAAGUUAGAUGUUUCACUGAGCUGAAGCCUGCUUUCUGGAAGGUGAAGGCCUGGCGUGCAAGGUCAGCAGCCCUGGGUGCGUCCUGAGUUCUGCAUGCAAAGAGCCUGUUCCUUGGUUUUGCUAAAUCACAGAAAAAUAACCAGGUUCUAUUGUAAAAAUGUUUUGUACUUUUUUAUUUAGACCAAUAAAGCUUUAAAAUUUACUUUGAC